AUCUUCCGCGGCCCCUCCGCUUUCCUCCCUACACCACCGUCCUUUGGAGUAUCUGCAAUGGACAGCGUCGUUGAGUCAUGGAGCGACUACCGGGCAUCCCUGCUAUAUGCCGGGGAUGAGUCCAGAGUGAUCUCGAUUGCCGCUUGGGACUCCUUCAUCCAGGCCAUCCAGCAACUCCGUGCUCGCUUGCUCAAGCAACGCAUCCAGACCCAGCAGACGCCGCAAAUAGCGAUCGCACAGGAAAUCGCCAUCCUCCAAAAAGACAUUACCGCCAAAGAUACGGCUCUCGCUCGCUACCUGGAUAUGCUUGUUCGCUGGGAGCCGAUCCUAACAGGCAUGAGAGAUUCUAAUGACAAAGUUACUGGGAUAGCCUCCCCAGCUCGUGCCCCCGCCGCUGCGGUCGAAGGCUCAUCCGUUACAACUGCGGUUGCACUGGAAAGAUUGCUUGAUACGACCGGGUCGUUUUUCUCUUCUUUCGGAGACGAAGACCAAAUGUCUGCCUCGACUUCAACCCAAGCGCCUUUUGAGUCCCGGCCUUCAACACAGCUAUCGGUGGCAGUAUCGGCAGACGUUAUCGAUGUCGAUUCGGAGACAGACAGCCAAGAUUCGUCGGCUACCGGCUUGGAGAGCAACGACGGACAGGCAGCGGCCGAGGAAAGUGAAGACGGGGCCGAUGAAGAGGCCCUCUCGGUGGUUCAAGACGGAAUGGUCGACGACAAGCUUACGGGGGGAGCUUCGGCCGAAGCAACACAGCCGAUCCCGGAGCCGACUCAUGCAGAGGACUUGGAGGAGGCGGCGACUGACGACCCCGAUCCGGCGGACGACGAGCAUGGUUUAGGGGGCGACUUUGACUUUCUCCUUGAUCAACCCUUUUAAUACACACCCUGCCACCGAUCCAAAGGACCAGACCAAAGGACCAGAUCAAACCAAUCAAACAAAACGCACCUCCGUCUCCAGCGCCGAGACCCUGCGUGCCCAUGAGGCGGAAUGGGACAAACACAAGCACAAAUC
Molecule: messenger RNA, 1011 nt
Organism: Polychytrium aggregatum
Lineage: Eukaryota; Fungi; Chytridiomycota; Chytridiomycetes; Polychytriales
Exons: 2
Coding region: 58-876 (272 amino acids)
Source: RefSeq, a predicted model, not a curated record